Epinephelus moara (kelp grouper) is the source of this 2676-nucleotide messenger RNA. RefSeq names its product splA/ryanodine receptor domain and SOCS box containing 1 (gene spsb1). The transcript has 3 exons. Gene Ontology annotation, biological process: intracellular signal transduction; proteasome-mediated ubiquitin-dependent protein catabolic process. NCBI's taxonomy places the organism in Eukaryota, Metazoa, Chordata, Actinopteri, Perciformes, Serranidae. The record is from RefSeq and is a predicted model, not a curated record. Gene Ontology annotation, molecular function: protein binding. Bases 391 to 1212 code for a protein of 273 amino acids. Gene Ontology annotation, cellular component: SCF ubiquitin ligase complex.
AGCAUAGCAGCUGGGAGCAUUUGACCACGUGAUGCGAGAGAUGUUAGCGAGCAGCCAUCAUCAUUUCACCUAAUUCAUGUCCAGCCUGAAAUGGUAAAAGGUAAUUAAGACGACAAGGAAACUGAAAACUACGAUGGAGUAGGUGAAGCUCGUGAAGCCUCCUCCCGGUCUCAUCCACUGUGUUGUUCCCCAACUUACCAAGGUCGGCUCCAAAUCCCACCUGGUGUGGCCUUUGCUGUCUGCAGCUUGUGACAACGUGGAGCAACAAACCUGCUUCUUGGGUUGCUGGAGCACAGUGGAGGAGAGGGUCUGAGGCUGCUUACUCCCCCCAUUGGUCUUUGAGGAGGGGGGGAGGAGGAGGAAGAGGGAGCUGCUAUAACCACCCAGAGCAUGGGGCAGAAAGUCCCAGGUGGCAUUAAAACCAUUGAUAUGCGGGAUCCAGCGUUCAGCCCCCUGAAGCUGGAGCUACAGGCCCUGAGUCACACCAAGCCGUCUCGACUGGAUCUGCUGCUGGACAUGCCACCCGCCAGCGUGGACGUCCAGGUCCAGCAUUCGUGGAACAAUGACGACCGUUCCCUCAACAUCUUUGUCAAGGACGACAACAAGCUGGUGUUUCACAGGCACCCCGUGGCGCAGAGCACGGACGCCAUCCGGGGCCGUGUUGGCUACACGAGGGGACUGCACGUGUGGGAGAUCAGCUGGGCUAUGCGUCAGAGGGGAACGCACGCUGUGGUCGGAGUGGCUACAAGUGACGCCCCGCUACACUCUGUGGGCUACACGGCUUUGGUAGGAAGCAAUGCCGAGUCCUGGGGCUGGGACCUGUGCAGGAGUAAACUCUACCACGACGGCAAGAAUCACCCAGGAAUAACCUACCCGGCCUUCCUCGAGCCAGACGACACCUUCAUAAUACCAGACUCCCUCUUAGUAGUCUUGGACAUGGAUGAGGGGACGCUGGGUUACAUAGUGGAUGGACAUUAUCUAGGGGUAGCAUUCAGAGGACUUAAGGGCAGGAAGCUGUACCCAGUGGUGAGCGCCGUGUGGGGACACUGUGAAAUAAGAAUCCGGUACAUAAAUGGACUUGAUCCCGAACCCCUCUCUCUGAUGGACCUGUGUAGGCGCUCAGUGAGGGUGGCAUUAGGACGAGACCGUCUGAGUGAAAUCCAUAGACUGCCCCUGCCGGCCUCUCUCAAGAACUACCUGCUCUACCAAUGACGGUGCUGGCGGUCACAACACACUCUCCACACCCUCGUCUCUUGCUCAUGUUUCUCUGGGAUCCUUCUUGGGUUGAACCCGUUUGACAACAUUGCUCCAGGACUGGCUCAGCCUUUCAACAAGUAUGCUUCUGUGUCGGUGGCUGGACACCUUUUGAGUUUCUUAUCCUGUUUUUAUGACUCUUUGCAAUUGUAUUCUCUAACUUUAUAAAAUCAGGAAUCACUGAACACUAUGCACAUGCUGAUCCAGACGAUAGCCUGACAGUCACCAUGUUGGUGUACCUCCUCCAGUUUGUAGGUUAAUGUGGCCGUGUGGUCGGUAUCUCUGCUGUGUGACCUCCAGACUGUAUGAGUAUGAAUAUCUAUCUCGUAGCCUUUUAAAUUGAAGCUUUUUUGACUGUGCUUAAGUAAAAUUGUGUGGUGGAAAUUACACUUUGAGAGUUGGUGCAGAAAUGCACUGCCAGCAUCUGACCACAAGGUGGCAGCAGACACAUGUGAACCUGUACAUCCUCUCAAAUUGAGAAUUACAACAUGAAAUCCAGGUUGCUUUUAGAAUUUAUGGUUUUUAAUAUUGAAUAAAAAGGUGGUUCACACAACACAGACCAGAGAUGCUGACCACUCCACAGUGAGUCUGUGGUGCAGUGUGGAUGAAUGCACUGUGAGGCAGCUGAAGAGCAGCUCCGACCAUUCACUGCACUAUCAGGUUUCUCUGCGAUAUGGAAGUGUGCCCCAUUGCUUACCAUCGAGGCAUCCGACAGGAACAACAUCAGCAGAAAUUUUAACGGAAGGAUAAUGUCACUGUGAUUAUUUGUAGCAUGCAUCUGCAGGAAAUCUUUCUCAAUACAAUCACGUCUUUUUUAAAAUCUUUACUGUCACUCCUGCUUUUGGUAGUGCGGUAGUUUUCAACCACAUGCUGUCUGGGCCCAAGAGUGCUGUUUUUUUAUUUUCUCCAUCAGCUGAUUUCACUGGUUUGCACAUAUUCAGCCAGAGAAUGGAAACUAACCAAUGAAAUAUCCACUGAAGUGGUUUUAUGUAAUGAAAACGUGCUACUCUUGGGUCUCACUGGCACAUAGCUGAGAACCAUUGAUGUAGUGUUUGUGUUUUAUGACAUGUUAAGGGAAGAAAAGGGGGUUCGGGGAACAGACUAUGUAGGUUAACGACGUUGUGCCUGAAUCUGCAAACUUCAGAUUUAAGGCACCAUAACAACAGAAAAAAAGACAAUCCACAAAGUGCUGCACAAAUGUAAUAAAAUAAGAUCAGAUUGCCAACACGUUGUCAAUGCCAUAUCGUAGACCUGUUGACUAGUAUUUUUAAAUGUGCAGAUGUUGUCCUCAUUCAGCCCUCGGCUGGGUGCGGACACACUGUGCCACACUUUAUUCUCCUUGCUUGCAGCUUCCAUUUUAUUUUAUAUUCCUUGUUGUAGAUUUUUUGUUUGCAAGUAUCUAUUAAAGUUUAUUUCAAAGUA